GAUGCUCACAACUGUGAACUGGAAUUCGACCGGACCCGUUUUGCCUCCCUGUUUGCUGUCUAUGACGGACAUGGUGGCUCUGAGGUGGCUCGGUAUUGUGCCAACUACUUGCCGCAAUUCCUACGUAAUCUUCCGUCGUACGUUAAUAAAGGCGAUCUCUCGGAUACACUGAAACAACUGUUCCUGGAUUUUGACGCUUCAUUGACAACUCCCGAGGCGACUAUAUCAAACAGUUCAGACAAGAUUGCUCAAUCCGAAACUGCUCCAACCGAGUCGGCAGAUACUUCGACCACCGAAGAGAACGGCGAUGGCACAAAUGAUUCCGGUUUGCCUGAAACCGGCGAGGCGAAACGACCUCGGAGAUCCGGAAUUGAACCAGGCGUGGACAGUGGAACAACUGCCUGUGUCGCUCUUGUCCUGCCGGUGAACGGUGCUGUUCGUUUGUACGUAGCCAACGCUGGAGAUUCGCGGGCCGUUUUGUGCCGUGGUCGUGCCGCCGUUGAUUUGUCAGUAGAUCACAAACCGGAAGAUGAGGAUGAAAAAGCUCGCAUCCAAGCUGCCGGUGGCACGGUCACCCGCGAUGGUCGUGUUAAUGGAGGAUUGAAUUUGAGCCGAGCUCUAGGGGACCACAAUUACAAACAAGUUCAACAUCUUUCAUUGUCCGAACAAAUGAUCACUCCCACACCGGACGUUAGUCAGUACGAUCUAAUCCCAGGCUCGGACGAGUUUGUGGUCCUCGCUUGCGACGGUGUAUGGAACUCAAUGACCAGUCAGGAAGUCGUUGAUUUUGUAUACGAUCGACUCCAUUCCACGACCACGAAUAAUAAUGAUUCCGCGCAGGAUGGAAAAUCCAACGAUUCGGCAGGCGAGCCGACAGAUAAGGAUGACAGUGACGAGAAAAAGGAUUCCGAUGCCUCUGAGGCAACCAGAUUAUCGCGGAUAUGCGAGCAGGUGCGUUUCUGUCACUCAUCUGUCCAAUAA
Molecule: messenger RNA, 981 nt
Organism: Echinostoma caproni
Lineage: Eukaryota; Metazoa; Platyhelminthes; Trematoda; Plagiorchiida; Echinostomatidae
Source: the annotation of a GenBank genome assembly